GCCGUGCACGGCGUGCGAACCCACGGCUGCCCCGCGCGCCCGUGCCGGCCAUCAGCCAUGGACAUCGACCUCGACCGGGCGCGCGCGCUGCGCGUCCUCGGCCGGGGCGCCAUGGGCACCGUGUUCCUCGUCGCCGACGGCCCCUCGGCGGCCUCGCGUCCCUACCGCUACGCCCUCAAGGCCUUCGACAAGCGCUCCGCCAAGCCCGACGCUGAUCGCCGCGCGCGGUGGGAGAUCAACGUGCUCUCCCGCCUCGCGCACCCGCACCUCCCGUCCCUCCUCGGCUUCACCGAGACGGACGACCUCCUCGCCUGGGCCGUCCCCUACUGCUCCGGCGGCGACCUCAACGAGCUCCGAUACUCGCUCCCCGACCGCAUCUUCUCCCCCGCCGCCAUACGCUUCUACAUUGCCGAGAUCGUCUCCGCGAUCGCCGAGCUCCACGCCGCCGGCUUCGUGUACCGCGACCUCAAGCCGGAGAACGUGCUCCUCCGCGCCGACGGCCACGUCAUCCUCACCGACUUCGACCUCUCCCGCCUCCUGCACCACGGGCCCACGUCCGCGUCCUCAUCGCCUCCGCCGCCAUCGCACCGCGGCCACAACCGCCGGGCGCGCGUCGCCGCCCGCAGCGACUCCCUUGUCGGCCAGGCCAAGUCCAGGCCCCCUCAGCCGUGGUCCGCGGCGCCGUCGCCGCGCCAGCAGCUCCAGAACCUGGUCCGGUACCUGAUGGGAAGCGACGGAGCCCUGGCCAAGAAGACCAAGUCGGCGCGGGUGUCGCCGGUGAGCCGGAAGCCCGGGAGCUUCGGCAGCUCCGGCGCGGGCGCGUGGGGCAAGUCCUACUCCUUCGUCGGCACGGAGGAGUACGUGGCGCCGGAGAUGGUGCGCGGCGAGGGCCACGGGUUCGCCGUGGAUUGGUGGGCCGUCGGCGUGCUGGUCUACGAGAUGGCGUACGGCCGGACGCCGUUCAAGGGCCAGAACCGGAAGGAGACGUUCCGGAACGUGCUGCACAAGGAGCUGGAGUUCCCGGGGGACAGCCGGCGGCGGACGCCAGAGCUCGCCGACCUCGUCUCGCGCCUGCUGGAGCGGGACCCGAGGAGGAGGCUCGGGUACGCCGGCGGCGCGGACGAGAUCCGCGAGCACCCGUUCUUCGCCGGCGUGGCGUGGGACAUGCUCACGGAGGUGUCCCGGCCGCCCUACAUCCCGCCACCGUCCGACGAGGGUCUCGCGGCCGGCGAGGGGUUCGACGUGAGGGACCACUUCAGGAACCUUCACCAGCCACCCCCUCCAAAGGGCGCGUCGGACGCCUCGUCGGACUUCUCGUCGGAGUUCUGAGCUCCGACGGCGCCACCGCAGGUGUUAGUUGUUUUGCGCUUUGGACCUCGGUAGAGUACCGUAUUGUAACUGACGGCUCGAGGGUGCCUGUACUGUACAUACACGGGGAGGGGGACGGCGUUGUAAAUUCGGCGUAGGGUUGGCGGAGUUGUGCAAACAUUUUGGGAGGGCUGGCUGGCUGGCGCACGUGCGGGCUCGCCGUGCUCUGAGGUCGAAUCAUUUUCUUCGUGUAAUUCUCGCUUGCCUUGCAAGCGAUAAAACUGAUUACCGAAGGAAAAGGUAACGUGACUUGGAGCA
Panicum hallii is the source of this 1626-nucleotide messenger RNA. Its product is annotated as serine/threonine-protein kinase UCNL-like. The transcript has a single exon. Lineage: Eukaryota; Viridiplantae; Streptophyta; Magnoliopsida; Poales; Poaceae. Gene Ontology annotation, cellular component: nucleus; cytoplasm; plasma membrane. Gene Ontology annotation, molecular function: protein serine/threonine kinase activity; ATP binding. Bases 58 to 1329 code for a protein of 423 amino acids. Gene Ontology annotation, biological process: protein phosphorylation. The record is from RefSeq and is a predicted model, not a curated record.